This is a messenger RNA of Porites evermanni, 593 nucleotides long. Lineage: Eukaryota; Metazoa; Cnidaria; Anthozoa; Scleractinia; Poritidae. The record is from the annotation of a GenBank genome assembly.
AUGAUUUCUUUAUCCGAGUGCAACGCCUGGUUUGCUGUAUUCCUUAUCGAGUCAGUUGCUAUAGUAACAGUGAACCUCCUAUCAAUCAUCCUUUUUAUGAAGAAUAGUAAUCUUCAGACUCGUGGCAUGUACUUGGCAUAUACUUGGUUAUAAACCUAACAGUAGCUGAUAUGCUUGUUGGAGGAUUUUCAAUGAUUGGUCUACUUCUGUUCUUAGGCACCGGACGCGACAGUGAGACAAACACAAGAUCAACCUCUGGAAUGUACAUUACAUCAGUUUUUGUUUUCCAUUGGUUUCCAAUGACUUCCCUUACGAACAUUGCAGUAAUUUCUUUAGAUAGGUUACAUGCGACAUUUCUUCCAUUCAAACAUCGAGUUAUCCAAACAUGGGUCUACUGGGUAACAGCUGUUUGUGUCUGGGGUUCAGCUGCAAUGGUAUCAACUCUUAUUGUGACAUGGCGAGUUAACCUCCUUGGGAAAGAAUGGACCCAUUUUUUGUUUUUAUGGCAGUCAUACUGUUGUUUGUGUCUAUUUGUUAUCUGUGUUUCAUACGCCUCCAUUGUCGUUAAAUUUCUUUGUGGGACGCAUCCUCAG